AGCCGCCGCAGCGGGGACGGGGAGCCCUCGGGGUCUCCACCGCCGCCGCCUGCUGUCUCCUACCCGGACUGGAUCGGCCAGAGUUACUCCGAGGUGAUGAGCCUCAAUGAGCACUCGAUGCAGGCGCUGUCCUGGCGCAAGCUCUACUUGAGUCGCGCCAAGCUCAAAGCCUCCAGCCGGACCUCAGCUCUGCUCUCCGGCUUCGCCAUGGUGGCGAUGGUGGAGGUGCAGCUGGACGCUGAACAUGACUACCCGCCGGGGCUGCUCAUCGCCUUCAGCGCCUGCACCACGGUGCUGGUGGCCGUGCACCUGUUUGCACUCAUGAUCAGCACCUGCAUCCUGCCCAACAUCGAGGCAGUGAGCAACGUGCACAACCUCAACUCCGUCAAGGAGUCGCCCCACGAGCGCAUGCAUCGCCACAUCGAGCUGGCCUGGGCCUUCUCCACCGUCAUCGGCACGCUGCUCUUCCUGGCCGAGGUCGUGCUGCUCUGCUGGGUCAAGUUCUUGCCCCUCAAGAGGCAGCCAGGCCAGCCGCGGCCCACCAGCAAGUCCCCAGCUAGCGGAGCUGUUGCCAACGUCAGUGUUCCCACCGGCGACAUCACCCCAGGCCAGGCGGCUGCUAUCGCCUCCACCACCAUCAUGGUGCCCUUCGGCCUGGUCUUCAUCGUCUUCGCUGUCCACUUCUACCGCUCCCUGGUCAGCCAUAAGACGGACCGACAGUUCCAGGAGCUCAACGAGCUGGCCGAGUUCGCCCGCCUGCAGGACCAGCUGGACCACAGAGGGGACCACCCCCUGACGCCUGGCAGCCACUAUGCCUAAGCCCCCGCGCUCAGGGCCUUUCAGAGCUGUGGCCUUACCUUCCCUAUGACCUCGUGCUGCCCCAGCCUCUAGAACAGCUUGGCAGGGGAGCUGGGCUUCAUGGGGAACACGGAGAGUGGAGGGAAAAAGCUUUUUAAAAAAAGAAAUUCCUGCACUUUGAAACUGUCCUCUAAGAGAAUAAGCAUUUCCUGUUCUUCCAGCUCCUGGUCCACCUCCCUCGGAGGUGGUGGGAGCCAGACUAGGGACAGACGCGCCCUUUGUCCCUCCUCUUCCCCGAGCCAGUGCCGCCUGGGUGCUUCCUGUCCUUUCCAUCUCGGCCUCCACCUCGUUCCGUGUCGAGUGCGUGUGCGUGCGUGUGGACACCUAAAUACACUCAGAAGGGACACCGCC
This is a messenger RNA of Tupaia belangeri chinensis (Chinese tree shrew), 1209 nucleotides long. Its product is annotated as calcium release-activated calcium channel protein 1. Gene Ontology annotation, cellular component: membrane. Gene Ontology annotation, biological process: store-operated calcium entry. Gene Ontology annotation, molecular function: store-operated calcium channel activity. Lineage: Eukaryota; Metazoa; Chordata; Mammalia; Scandentia; Tupaiidae. The record is from RefSeq and is a predicted model, not a curated record.